Molecule: messenger RNA, 1447 nt
Organism: Alexandromys fortis (reed vole)
Lineage: Eukaryota; Metazoa; Chordata; Mammalia; Rodentia; Cricetidae
Gene: Drd1
Product: dopamine receptor D1
Exons: 1
Coding region: 1-1338 (445 amino acids)
Biological process (GO): G protein-coupled dopamine receptor signaling pathway; vasodilation; adenylate cyclase-activating adrenergic receptor signaling pathway
Cellular component (GO): plasma membrane
Molecular function (GO): G protein-coupled receptor activity; dopamine neurotransmitter receptor activity, coupled via Gs
Source: RefSeq, a predicted model, not a curated record
AUGGCUCUGAACACUUCUACCAUGGAUGGAGCCGGGCUGGCCGUGGAGAGGGAUUUCUCCUUUCGAAUCCUUACGGCCUGUUUCCUGUCCCUGCUCAUCCUGUCCACUCUCCUGGGGAAUACCCUCGUCUGUGCGGCUGUCAUCAGGUUUCGACACCUGCGGUCCAAGGUGACCAACUUCUUUGUCAUCUCUCUAGCUGUGUCAGAUCUCUUGGUGGCCGUCUUGGUCAUGCCCUGGAAAGCCGUGGCUGAGAUUGCUGGCUUUUGGCCCUUUGGGUCCUUUUGCAACAUUUGGGUAGCCUUUGACAUCAUGUGCUCCACCGCAUCCAUCCUUAACCUCUGUGUGAUCAGCGUGGACAGGUACUGGGCUAUUUCCAGCCCUUUCCAGUAUGAGAGGAAGAUGACCCCCAAGGCAGCCUUCAUUUUGAUCAGCGUAGCCUGGACUCUGUCUGUCCUCAUCUCCUUUAUCCCAGUGCAGUUAAGCUGGCACAAGGCAAAACCUACGUGGCCCUUGGAUGACAAUGCCACUUUCCUGGAAGACACCGAGGAUGCCAACUGUGACACCAGGUUGAGCAGGACGUAUGCCAUUUCAUCCUCCCUCAUAAGCUUUUACAUCCCCGUAGCCAUUAUGAUCGUCACCUACACCAGUAUCUACAGGAUUGCCCAGAAACAAAUCCGGCGCAUCUCAGCCUUGGAGAGGGCAGCGGUCCAUGCCAAGAAUUGCCAGACCACCACGGGUAAUGGCAACCCCGCGGAAUGCUCUCAAUCAGAAAGUUCCUUUAAGAUGUCCUUCAAGAGAGAGACUAAAGUGCUGAAGACCCUGUCGGUGAUCAUGGGGGUGUUCGUGUGCUGCUGGCUCCCCUUCUUCAUCUCGAACUGCAUGGUCCCCUUCUGUGGCUCUGAGGAGACUCAGCCCUUUUGCAUUGAUUCCAUCACCUUUGAUGUGUUUGUGUGGUUUGGGUGGGCAAAUUCUUCCUUGAACCCCAUUAUCUACGCCUUUAAUGCUGAUUUCCAAAAGGCAUUCUCAACCCUCUUAGGAUGCUAUAGACUCUGUCCUACGACGAAUAAUGCCAUAGAGACAGUUAGCAUCAACAACAACGGGGCUGUGUUUUCCAGCCACCACGAGCCUCGGGGCUCCAUCUCCAAGGAUUGCAAUCUGGUUUACCUGAUCCCUCAUGCCGUGGGUUCCUCCGAGGAUCUGAAGAAGGAGGAGGCAGGUGGAAUAGCUAAACCUCUGGAGAAACUGUCCCCGGCCUUAUCCGUCAUAUUGGAUUAUGACACCGAUGUCUCUCUAGAGAAGAUCCAACCUGUCACACACAGUGGACAGCACCCGACCUGAAUUCUGGGUCCUCAUCUCUGAAGCUAGGAUUUCCCUCGAGCUUGCUCUUAAGGAAUUACGGCCCGGGUGGGACUGUGAGCCACCGUGAGAUUCCCUCUGCUGCUUCUGA